Messenger RNA from Canis lupus familiaris (dog), 4071 nucleotides. It is a transcript of the gene TMEM196, whose product is annotated as transmembrane protein 196. NCBI's taxonomy places the organism in Eukaryota, Metazoa, Chordata, Mammalia, Carnivora, Canidae. The record is from RefSeq and is a predicted model, not a curated record. The coding region runs from base 699 to 1256 and encodes 185 amino acids. The transcript is spliced from 5 exons.
GGAAGAGGACGACGACGAGGGAGAAGAAACCCAGACGGGAAAAGGCCAUCAGACAAGGUCGCUUUUGCUGGCGACACAGCAACUGAGAGGAGCGUGGUACUGAAUAUAUCCGCCCGCUCAGCCUGGGACUCGCAGAAGCACUUGGUGUUACCACGAAAACAAAGGAGAGGAGACGAGAGCAGAGAGAGAGAGAGAGAAGCUCUGAGCAGUUCCGCUUUGGUUCUCCGGGAAGCAAGGGCCAUCUCCUCCGCAAGGAACCAAAGGGGAGCCUGGGGGUCUAGGAGGUUAGAAGCGAGCGGGUUUCUGGCGGAGACUUGGGACGCGGCAGGACUCUGGACAGCGCCUCGCGAGCGGGGCUCCGCGCUCCCGGCUCCAGGUUUCUGGCUCCUUCUUGAAAGCCCCUCUCCCCGGACUCGGACCACCGAACCCAGGAAAAUCCUACGAUUCCUGUCGGAACGUGCCAGGGGGUGGAGCGACUCUUUUUUUUUUUUUUUUCUUUUUUUUUUUGCCUCUCACCCGGUCAGGGAAGAGGGUCUCCGAUUCUGCAAAUCUAACCCUUGCGGAUAAUGCUUCACUGGUGAAGAAAGAAAAGUUUUGGGGUCGGGUAGGGGGCGGAAGGGGAAGGAGGAUAGUGGAAGAAAGAAGGUGGAUGGUUGGUUUCCCCUCUGUGAUCUGGAAGGAAUGAUGACCGAGGAAGGAUGUGCACCAGCGGCCAGAUUAUUGGGAGCCUCUUGGUGCUCUCUGUGCUGGAGAUAGGGCUGGGGGUGUCCAGCGUGGCCGUGGGGGCGGUCAGCUUCAGCCUGGCCCUCCGAGAGCACAAGCCGCAGCUCGGAGACUCGUCCCCGGUAUGGAGCGGGGUGUGUUUUCUUCUUUGUGGCAUAUGUGGAAUAUUGUGCGCCAAAAAAAAAUCUGGACUUGUCAUGAUCCUUUUUUCUGCCUGCUGCAUCUGUGGACUCAUUGGGGGCAUCCUGAAUUUUCAGUUUCUUCGGGCAGUGACAAAGAAGACCUCUUCUCUCUACCCUCUGCAUCUCGCCUCCAUGUCCCUUGCAUGCAUUGGGAUCGGUGGUUGCACCCUGUCUUCCUGGCUCACUUGUCGACUAGCCAGCUACGAACAGAGGAGGAUGUUCUCAGAAAGGGAGCAUUCGCUGCACCACUCUCAUGAAAUGGCUGAAAAAAGAUUGAGGGCUAUUGAAAUUACCGACUUGCCCAGCUGCCCGGUGGUGCCCCCGACACCAGAGUUACCUACAAGGAAAUGACAGACAACAUGAGCAAUGGAGGACCACAACUGAUAUUUAAUGGAAGAGUAUAAUCAAUAUUUUAAAGACCCGUACUUUUUUUUUUUUUUUUUUUUUUUUUAGGAUUUUCAUGAGGAAAGGAAAUACCAAAGGACUAGGGGAUAAAAUUAAAACAGUUCUUGCAUUUGCUAUUAUCUCUUGUGAGCACCCAAUAUAAACAUUCUCCCUCAGUUUUGCCUCACUUAUUUCUUCAGCUUUUUAUAUUGGGUGAGAACUUUCCUGAAAUGUUCUGGUGCAGUAAUUUGAACAGACUUUCUAGAUUAUUCUAAAGACUUUUCAGGAAAAAAAAAAAAGGAAUAAACAGAAAGACUCAUAUUCUAUAAACACAGUAUUUCACUAGCAUGAGUAUUAGAUUUGUAAUGACGUAUUUCAUAUAAAUAAUCAAAAGUGCGAAUAUCAAGAAUAACAAUAACUUAUCAAUGUCUUUGUUUUUAAAGACAAUGGCUUCAAGAAUACCACAAUUCAAGACCUCAGUAAUGCCUUGUUGUAAAAACAUAAUUAUUUCCAAUUUGUGAAUGAACUAUAUUUCAUAAUUUAUUUGUAAAUGACAAAAACCCUGACAUAUAACAAAGAAAUUUUUUUUAGAGAGACAAUACUAAUCUGUAUCAUAUUUUUGCAUUUUUGCACAAGGGUGAAAAGUUAUAAAUGAAUAUCACUUAAGGAAAAUAAAUAUGUUUUGAUUAUACCGUGCAGAUUGAUCUGCAUGUUUAUGAAUGAGCCUAAGAAUAAAAUAUGUGUGUAUGUAUGUGUGUAUAUAGACUGUAAAUAUAGAAAAUAUAUACAGCAUAUAUUUAUAGCAUUCAUGAAUGUAAAUAGGUAGUUGAAAAGAAAUUGUAAUGCUUUUGGGGUAUUACUAAAAUUCUAUUCCCAAAGAGUUGGGAAAGCAUUUUUUCAAGGCUUUUCUAUGCCCACAAAAUCACGUUUGAUUUCUACUAAAUUUGUUCAUUUUUAUUCUUUUUAUUAUAUAUGCUGUGUGUAAAUAUCAUUGUGACUGAUAUUUAUGGAAUUGAGUGAUCUGAAUAGUGUAGUAUAAAGAUAGAUUACUUAUUUGACUAUUUUACUAUUAUGGUAUUUAUGUAAUAACAAUGAUUAAUACUGAUUUAUAAACCUAACUUUAAAUCACAUGCUUACACAUUUAUAAAAAUAGACAUAAUGACUUGUGAUUAUUCAUGAUACUUACAUUUCAAACACUUUACAACCCAAUUAAAUUAUAUAGAAGGACAAAUGAUGUAUGUCCCAAAGUUAAAUUUACAAUUCAUUUUGCUAGAAUUUAAUUUAAAAUUAAAAAAUUUUAAUUUACAUGAAAUAAUACAAAAGACCACUUUUAAGAAUAAAUAUAUAUACCCAAAGAAUCUAAAAGAGUUUUUUUUUUUUGUAGAAGGAAAUACAAAACAUAGGCUUACAUUUAUAUAGCUAGAUUCAAUCCUUCUCUUCCAUAAUGAAAUGUUAAAAUAGCAAUUCAUGACAUUAUGAAUAGGCAAGAAAAUAGCAUGGUCUUUAAAAAUAUUUAUGAGAACACAACCUCUGGUAACAGAUAAAGAAAUCUAAUAUUUUAAAAUAUGUAAUUCUCACUGUAUUGUAUGCUUUUAUUUUUCCCUAAGGCUUAUCUAGUUUUGAGCCAUUUUUAUGAGUUACUUAUUGAACGACAGGUAGAUUCAACCUUUAAUAUUCAGGAGGAGAACAUGUUGUAAUUUAGAAACAAAAUAUGGGUUUUAAUUCUGAUAACAAAAUAAUAAUUCUAGUUAACAGAAAUCUGAAGUUCUUCUAGUUUUAAAGCAACAUGAUCAUCACCUACCCUAUUUAAGUCAACUCAUAAAAAAAUUCUACCCAUAUAUAGUCAAAAGAAAUAGCUGGACUAUGGUUGUUUGGUGUAGCAUUUGAAGUCUCCUAACUCAUAUGAAAAACUUCAUUAUCCAGAUUACAGAAGUUGCCCAUAAAUGCAACCUCAAAUAGUGAAUCAGCAUUAUCACAUUUCUUUUGAUGCCACAAACAGACAUAAUCUUUAUCACUGAAAAUCUGAACUAUACAAUGCAGACAUUUUGUAUAUAUAUAUGACUCUACUGAGUUUAUGCAAGGAUGUAGUUUUGUACUGAAGGGAUAACCACUGACUAAUUUUAGGUGGUGUUUCUUUGUAGACAUAUUUGUAUAAUGCAGAGUUCUAGUACAUCAGUAAUAUGUUUUAAUGCCUUUUGAAAUAAUUUAUGAAAUCACCCAUCAAAGGACAAAAGUAGGCAUAUCACUGCUUUGAUAUAGAGUUAAGAAGAGAUGCAACCAUUACAAUUAUCCAAAUAGUCUACAGUGUAUAUAACCAGGUAUAGAUAUGUCUUUAAAUGUAGUUCUUUUAACCCAAUAUUUUCAGGGCUCAGUUAUUUAGAGGGAUUUAUUUAGGAUGUAUAGUGAUUCUUUCUGAGAUUAGUAGGGGAAGUUGGAAGACAUUGUUCAAGUACUUGAAAAUUUAUUUUUCACAAUAAAUCAAACUAUGAAUUAGAAUAUUUUAAGUGACUACUUUACACUUUUAGUAUGAGCCUACCUUUGGGGGAAAGUAAAUUAGGAAAAAAUAUGUGAAACUAGUGUGGUGGUGUGCUGUAAAGACUAGCUACACAAAGGUAAAGUUAUAAUAAGCAUAAAAGAAUAAAAGUGGACUCUGCUUUGAAAUUUUUAAACAUAUAUGUAUAUGUGUGCACACACAAACACAUAUACAAUUGUUUAGAAGUGGAACAUGGUAUGAUGACUCUAUUGAUAUGUCUAUAUAAUAAAAUGGUGUGCUUUGAAACUA